This is a messenger RNA of Prunus persica (peach), 2333 nucleotides long. Its product is annotated as ankyrin-2. NCBI's taxonomy places the organism in Eukaryota, Viridiplantae, Streptophyta, Magnoliopsida, Rosales, Rosaceae. The coding region runs from base 1 to 1647 and encodes 548 amino acids. The record is from RefSeq and is a predicted model, not a curated record. The transcript is spliced from 5 exons. Gene Ontology annotation, molecular function: protein binding.
AUGACCAUUUGGUCUAGUGAUACCAAAGAAGCAGAAAAUUCAGAUUCAUGUGUACCCCUGUACAGAGCUGCACUAAAAAAUGACUGGAAAGCAGCAAAAAAGAUCAUAGAUGACGAGCCGUCUAUAGUGCGUGCCAAUAUCGCACAGGGAUCGUAUACUGCACUUCAUGUUGCAGCCGGAGCAGGACAUGUUCGCUUUGUGGAGAAGUUGAUGGGUAGGAUGGUGUUAAAUGACUUGAGACUGUUAGACGAAAGAGGAAAUACUGCUUUUUGUGUAGCUGCCGCCGUUGGAAACGUUAAAAUUGCUAAAAUUAUGAUGCGAAGGGAUCCAGGGCUGCCAAAACAACGGGGUUUUGAAGGACAUACGCCACUCUAUAUUGCUGCUUUGUUUGGACAUCAAAAGAUGGUGUCGUAUCUAUAUUCUGAACCCACAUAUAGAGAUUCACAAGAAGAUCUGCCCAGGCUAUUUUUCACAAGCAUAGAUAGUGGUCUCUACGGUUUAGCCUCAAAAUUGCUAGAAGAUCAUCCGGAUUUUGCUUUAAAACGUGAUCGUAAUAGAAAGACAGCCUUGCAUUUAUUGGCCCAAAAGCCAAAGCCUUCAUCAUAUCCACGAGGAAGUCCAGGAAUAUUUGCGAGCUUCAAAAGAUAUAAAAAUCCAGAACAAGCUUUAGUCAAACAACUCUGGUUUGAAGUUGCAAAACAUGGAAAGGCAAAGCUAAUUGAUGUACUAACAAGUCCUUCGCAUCUAUUGUUUGACGCAAUGGAAAUAGGAAAUUGCGAGUUUGUAGCUCAGCUUAUUUACGAGUGUCCUGGUCUGGUAUGGGAAAGAAAUAGCAAAGGAUGGACCAUAAUACAUGCAGCAGUUUGGCAUCGUCAUGAGACUAUCUUUAGUUUAAUAUAUGAGGUAGGCAUUGUCAAGAAUGUGAUAGCUACCUUUAAAGACAAGGAAGAUGGGAGCACUUUACUUCAUUUAGCUGCAAGAUCAGCUCCGGUAAGUCAGCUGAACAGACUAGCUGGAGCAGGUUUUCAAAUACGACGUGAAUUAUUAUGGUUUGAGGAGGUGAAAAAGAUUGUUCAACCUUCUUAUAUACAGAUGAAAAAUUCAAAAGGCGAAACACCUCAAGAAUUAUUCACUUCUGAACAUGCAACGUUGUUAAAAGAUGGACAGACAUGGAUGAACGGAACAGCACAAUCAUGCACAAUCGUAUCAACCCUCAUCGCCAGUGCUUUAUUUGCUGCAGAAGUUACUGUUAUUAUGGGAAAUCAUCAAGUUAAAUCGGCCCCGUUUCGAAUUUUCAUCAUUUCAGAUGCAAUAGCAUUUUUGUUGGCCCUAGCUGCAACGUUAACGUUCUCGGCCAUCCUCACCUCACGCUAUGCUGAAAGAGAUUUUCUUAGUGCCUUAUCAUGGCGGUUGAAAAUGGGACUCGCAUUGCUCUUCUUUUCUAUUACAGCCAUGAUGUUUACAUUUAGCUCGGCCUUUUUUAUUGCUUACGGUCAUAAGGACGUCUUCUCUAUUCUCGUAACUGUAUGUGCAGGUGUGCCAGUGCUUUUAUAUGUUUUCCUGCAGUUUCCCCUUCUCAAGGACAUAUUUGCAUCCACGUUCUCUUGCACGUCUAUAUUUAAACAAAGUGAACCCGUGCUACUUUAAUUAAUAAGGAACUCAAGAAUCAAUGUAUUUAAAUUUGUUUUCCCAGUAUGUUUUUACUUGAAUAAAAUUUAUUAUCAUCCUUCUGUAAUGAAUUUAACUAGACACUUGAUGAUGAUCUGUUUACAAACUAAUUAUAACACCAAACUAUGUGGGUGAUAAGUUUGGGAGAGGAUAUGCUACCUCCAUUUUCUUAAAUUGGGAAUAAUUUUCUACAUUGAUUUAAUUAGCCUAAAAGGCUUGAUAUAUACAGUUUUUCUAUUUAAACCUUGCACUUCUCUUUGUUCACCCCACAUUCUAAGUUCACCCCAACUUCUAAUUCAAAAUUUCACAAUUUCUAAGAAAACUCGACUAUUUUCCCAAACUAACCCUAAAUACACACCGAGCAGAAAGAGAGGAAAAAAAAAAAAGACUCGUCGACCUCACACCCCGGACCUCGCUAUCUUACCCUCACCACUCUAAGUUCACCUCAACCUCACGUUACUUAAAGAGAUAAAAACACUGUUGUCCAAAUGUGUAGCAGCAUUGAGAAUGAACUAGGAGGUUUUGUGAAGAGAAGAUGAGAGUGUAGUAGUUUCUUGGAUUGAAAGAGGAGUAAUCUAGCAAUAGGGUGUAGAGGAUAGUGACGGACCCAGUAAUUUUUCAGCGGAUGUGCAAUUUUUAAAAGCUAAGAGCUCAAAAAAAAAAAA